This is a messenger RNA of Pyrgilauda ruficollis (rufous-necked snowfinch), 4726 nucleotides long. Its product is annotated as probable 2-ketogluconate reductase. The record is from RefSeq and is a predicted model, not a curated record. The transcript has 7 exons. Gene Ontology annotation, molecular function: hydroxypyruvate reductase [NAD(P)H] activity; NAD binding; glyoxylate reductase (NADPH) activity. Gene Ontology annotation, cellular component: cytosol. Lineage: Eukaryota; Metazoa; Chordata; Aves; Passeriformes; Passeridae. The coding region runs from base 3527 to 4510 and encodes 327 amino acids.
AUGGUUGUCACCAGUGCUGGCCAAAAUACACUUAGUCCCAUCACUUUUGCAGCUCCAGGAAACAAGACAUUGCAGUUUUUCAGGCACAGCAAAUUGGCUGUCAAGAAUUUCAAGACUGCCCCAGGGGCCUCCCUGCUCUCUGAGGUAUAGGUGCUCAGUACACAUUUCAUUGUCACAUGUAUAACCUUGAAAAAAUAAGUUAAAUUUAUUCAAAAAUAAAAGGCUAAGCAAUAAAUUACAGAGCUGAAAAACAAGGUUGCUAUACAAUAAAAGAGAAAAGAGAAAAAAAUGCCUUUUCUUAGAUCAAUAUCCUAAAACUGCAAAAAACACACAAGGCUUUUGCACAUGCAAACUUUUCUCAAGAAAAAAGAAGUUCACUUCAAGAAGUUCACUUCAAGAAGUGAAGAAGCCAACAAAAUCAGAUAAAGUACUUCACAUCUACUUAAACAACUGUACAUGUUUGGCGUUUGCUUGGAGUUUUACUCCUACAUCUGCAGAUAUUUCAAGAAUCCGGGCUGAUUAGUUUCAGAAGUGCUCCCUGCCAGUGGGGUGCUUUUUAGAAGGCAAGACACAUCUGCCUUCAGUCACUGGAGUGAUGAGCUGGCUUACACACAAUACCUUCAAUCUCACGAUUACUAGAAGUGGGUGCAAAAAUACAGUGGCCACAUGAGAGUAGAGAUGCUUCAUUAUAGUUCACUCCGUUGAUUCAGGUUUUUUGAAAUAUUUUGAUGUGCAGAAAUACAUGAUCUGGAAUAAAGUGCUGAUACAGAGGUCUACUGGGAAAGCUGGCCUUACCUACAGCAACUAGACAGGCUGAUACCAAAUAACAUUUUAUGAUGGUUUAUAGCCACUGAAAACAAAAGCAUCACUUGGUUUGGCCUUGCCUGAAGAUUUCCUGCCUCAGCUUUUUUUUGCCUGUAAUACAAUACUGCCUUAUAAAACUUAAUGUAGACAUAGGAAAUGCAUGUCUUUAUCCAGCUUCAUGCUUAAGCUAUUCUGUACAACCCACCUGAGAAAUGUAUGCAUUACAUUGUACAAAAGCCUUUUAGGGUAACCCAAUACUUCAAAGCCUAAUGCUAAGAAACAACUAUUAUGCAAGCACCUUAUUAACACUGCAGGCAUCAGCUCACCCUGCAGGAUUACAUGGAUACCAACAGCAAUAUUUAAUGAUGGGGAUGAAGUCCACAGACUAUGCAAUACUUCUGUCUAUGUACCCGCAGACCUCACUCAUUUCAGUGCUCUGUACAGUGCUGGUAUAUCGUAUAUCAGAUCCAUUUCUGUAAGAGAAAACUUGCACACAGCAACAAUGUACAUGCAGUGAAAUUCAGCUUAACACACUACAUGGAAGUCUAUAAGGUAGUCUACAAACUGAAUAUACUUAGAAUAUGAUAGUGCACUGGUGCAAUUGACAACUUCUUUUCACAUAUGAUGCUAAAGAGAUAAAAAUUCUGUAGAGCUGUAUCAGUUCCUGACCUAUAGCUUGAAAAUUGGAUGUUCAAGUUGCCCAAAAUAGCUUUGAAAAUAUCAGUUCUCUCCACAUCUAACCACACAACACAUCCAUUUUCUUGACAUUUGAUACAUAUGUAGGUAUCAUUUUUGCUUGAUUGUUACUUUUUGCCUCCUCUGACUAAUUCCUUCAUUUUGUUCAUUCAAAUUCAUGGAUUUGAUAUACAAAGCUAAACACUACUGUGUUGCCCUCCCAGAGGUUUUUCUUUACCUUCAAGACCAAAAUGUGGUAGGCUUCUUUCCUCAGACUUGUGUCUUUGAGAGGGACUGUACAAGGGUUCUUCCAUCUCAGCUGAGCAGUAAGUUAAAAGCUUACUCAUUACAAUCUUAUCACCAAAGCAGUUUGGAAACUUUUGGUGUGAAAGAAGUAAUAUGUAAUCAUUUUAUGUUUGUUGUUUUGUUGGUUUUUUUUUUUUUUUAAAGGAAGAAAAUGCCAGUAAACUUAACUAAGAAUCCAGUUAACAUUCUGUAACUCCAUAUUGCUAGUUAAUUAAUUUUUGCUUUAAAGUUUAACUGUUUGAACUUGAAUUUAAUGUAAGGAACUGAUAGUCAAAAAUCAUCACCAGGAUAACAAGAAGAGUUUAUGGUUUUGUGUAAUUGAUAUUGUUAUUAUAUAUAUAUAUAUAUUAUUAGCAAUUUUAUAGAGGAUUGGUGUUAAACUUGACUGUCUUCAUGUUCAGCAUAUCAAAGUGUAUUUGACAGAAUUCAAGAUGACAGCAUUUUGUAAUCCAUUCUUUUGAAAAGCACUACAGUAGUCAGGAGAGACACAGCAGCCCCUAUGGCUGGUUAUUAUGUAGUGUGAAAGGAGAAAGAUCCCUGGAUGCUCAUAGUAGUGGUGUGUCCUGGCUCCUGAGCUGCUGUGACCCCAGAAACCAGGCAUCCUCCCCAGUGGAUUAUGACCACCUGCACAGCAAGGGGAAUCGCUUCAGCACAGCUUUCGUGAACUGAGAACUGAAGCUGUACUUCCCAGUGCCCAUCACUGGAUAUGGAGAUGGAGGGAGGUGAUUCUUCCCCUCUAUUCUGCUCUUGUGGGAUCCCACCUGGAAUGUUGCAUCCAGCCGUGGGGUCCUCAGCACAAAAAAAAUGUGAACCUAUUGAGGUGGGUCCAGAGAAGGCCACUAAGUUAUCACAGGACUGGAGAACCUCUGCUAGAAAGAUAGAAUGGGAGAGUUGAUGUUGUUCAGCCUGGAGAAGGGAAGGCUCAAAGGAAACCUUAUAGCAACCUUACAGUAGCUAAAGGGGGACUGCAAGAGAGCUGGAGAGGGACUCUUCACAAGUAAUGCUAGAACAAGGGGAAUGGCCUUAAAUUGAAGGAGAGUAGGUUUAGGUUAGGUAGUAGAACAGAGAAGAUUAGGAAGAUAUUGUCCUCUUUGAGGAUAAUGAGGCAAUGGAACAGGUUGCACAGAGAAGCUGUAGAUGCCCCAUCCCUACCAGUGUUCAAGACCAGGCUGGAUAGGGCUCUGAGCAAUGUGGUCUAGUGAAAGGUGUCCCUGCCUGUGGCAGGGGGUUUGGAAAUAGAUGGGCUUUAAGUUCCAUUCCAACCAAAACCAUUCUGUGAUUCUAUGAUACAGACCAAAUAAACUUGUCAGAAAAAUUCUCACAUAUUCUCAGCUGAAGUUGGCACAGGGCUGUAGCUGGGCUAACAUCUCAGAUGUCCAAGCACCUGAGCCUGCCCCAGUUGUUUAGCUCUCAGAGUUUUUGAGAGUAUUCCUCGAAUCAUAUAGGUUGGAAAAGACCUUCAUGUGCGCAGUGAGAUCUGUUACUGGUGUCUGUCGUCAGAGACAACUCUUCAUCUUAUGUUAAUUCAUGUGCACAGACUGUAAUGAUCAGCAGGAAGGGCAGACCCGUCCCGUUUUCAAAGACAGUAUGGAAAACACAGCGUGCAAGAGGUUAAUGCAAAAUCCCGACUGUACUGAAAUCACGAACAGCACAGAGACACUCCUACAACAACACACAAUCACUCAGUCAGCAGAGUGAAGAGUUGGCAAAGCGCUGAAGGAGACGGAAGAAAGAAAGGGGCAUGGAGAGUAAGGAACUGCCCUAUGUGCUAGUUGACUCUGUAGGAGGGAGGCUUGGAGUAUAUGAAGACCAUCUUGGAUUUCUGAAGAAACGUUUUCAUCUCAUCACCAUGAAAGAAUAUCUUGAAAACAAGACAUUUCUCAGCAAAAAGAUCAGAGCUAUCUAUGUGUGGUAUCACAAACCAGCUAUUAAUGAAGAGCUGCUCCAGAGCUUGCCUAACUUGAAGGUAGUUGCAAGUGCUGGAGUGGGAAUAGAUCACUUGGACCUGAAACUCCUCUCCAGCUAUGGCGUGAAGGUGUCCAAUACUCCAUUUAUUGUUUCCACUGACACUGCAGACAUGGCGAUGGCUUUGUUGCUGGCAUCUUCCAGGAGACUUGUGGAAGGCCAUGAGAUGGCAGUCUCCCCUGACACAGAGUAUUUCCCUGCUGACUGGCUGGGGGUUGAGGUUUCUGGAGCGACCCUGGGGAUCCUGGGAAUGGGCAAAAUUGGUUACAAAGUGGCUGAAAGAGCCAAAGCCUUUGAAAUGAUGAUUUUGUACCACAACAGAAAUCAGAGAAAAAAGGAAGAAGAAAGUGCUGUUGGAGCUGUUUACUGUAAGAAGAUAGAUGAUUUGCUCCAGCAGUCAGAUUUUGUGUUAUUGGCUGUGAACCUAACUCCACAGACACACAAACUGAUUGGGAAGAGGGAGCUGGAGCUGAUGAAACCUACUGCUACUCUUAUUAAUAUCAGCAGAGGUCUGAUAGUGGAUCAGGAUGCUUUGGUGGAAGCCCUUCAAAACAAAGUUAUUAAGGCAGCUGCUCUGGAUGUGACAUAUCCUGAACCUUUGCCAAGGGAUCACCCCUUGUUAAAGCUGAAGAAUGUUAUAAUAACUCCUCACAUCGGAAGUGCCACCAAGAAGACGCGCUGGGUUAUGAUGGAGGAAAUGGCAGAGAGCAUAGAGGCAGGCCUGGCGGGUCUUCCUAUCCCCCGUGAGGUGCUGCCCUAAGGCAGCUUGCAUUUAGGAUUAACACCACCAGUGCAGAAGCAGCAAUUGGAUCACUUUUCGUGUAAUUAUUUCAUGCAAUUUCGUGUUAUGCAGAUAAAAUAUAUAAAUCACGGGUUCAAUUUAUUUAAAUACCCAGCAGCAGUUCUGUGUGGAAAACUGCAAGCGUUUUGUCUUGAUCUUCAAUGGAAAACUCCAGAGCACAGAGUCUUGCCUCAG